Molecule: messenger RNA, 1025 nt
Organism: Spinacia oleracea (spinach)
Lineage: Eukaryota; Viridiplantae; Streptophyta; Magnoliopsida; Caryophyllales; Amaranthaceae
Exons: 6
Coding region: 30-872 (280 amino acids)
Biological process (GO): proteolysis
Molecular function (GO): cysteine-type peptidase activity
Source: RefSeq, a predicted model, not a curated record
CGACACCGAAAGUUAAGAAGUUGAAGCGGAUGUCGCCAGAGAUGAUUUUUAGCAAUGAACUAGCCUCUGGCUUGUCGGCUUCUCGAAAAAGCCCGGAUAUUCCCGAUACCAUUGUAGAUUCCCUUAGUCAAGAAUGUGAGUGGUUGCGGACAUUUGUUGCCUCCAUGCCAGAUGGUGAUUCUUUUGAAGUGAUUCUAGAUGGUACCUCGUUCCAUUACAAUGAAAAUGGAAAAAUUCAAGUAGACAAGAAUGAUAUUUCACAGUUCUUAAGAGGAGCAAAGCUAAAUAUAUCCAUUAUUCAAGUUUUCAUGAGAGCACUCCAACAUGAAUUGAACUCAAAUGACAAGGCUUCCAAAGUUGGGUGGCUAUGUCCAGACACUACUUCUGACACCAAAAUAAAAUCAAGCACAGAGGAAGUCAACGCAUACAUUUUCAAAGCAAUGAACGAAUCAGUAAAAUCCAGAAAUGAGUUUGUUCUGGCACCUAUUUUUGAAAACGACCAUUGGAUGCUCCUUGCAAUAUCUGUAAAAAAUUGCACCAUAUAUCACUUCGAUUCCAUUUGCUUGAGUUUAGGUCGAAAGAUAAAGAUGAAGACAAUAGUGAGACAUUUUUUUACAAGGUACAAGAUGUGUGGCAACCGUGUCAACAGGAAAGAGCCUUUAUGGAAAUAUGUGGAGUGCGCUCAACAAAAGGGAGGCCUUGAGUGUGGAUUUUACGUAAUGCGGUACAUGUUUGAUUUAGUCUCUUGCUGCAAUGAUGUUUCAGACUUAGAGAAGGUUUGCACAUCAAUGAGUGGAGAUCCUUUCACCGAUGAGCAAAUUGAUGAAAUACGAGACAAAUGGGCAUCAUACUUCACCGAACAUUGUGUGUAAUUAACGCUUCAUCGAUCUCUUUUUGUGGAUGUUUCAUGCUAUUAAAAUCAUAUAUGAUUGCCUUAUUAUAUUUUUGGUGCAAUUUUGUAACGUGUGAAGUGUAAAAGAUAUAUUUAUUAUAGACUUGAAACUAUUUAGUUGGUUUAUUUUGUA